Molecule: messenger RNA, 2392 nt
Organism: Halteromyces radiatus
Lineage: Eukaryota; Fungi; Mucoromycota; Mucoromycetes; Mucorales; Cunninghamellaceae
Product: glycogen synthase
Exons: 7
Coding region: 132-2294 (720 amino acids)
Biological process (GO): glycogen biosynthetic process
Cellular component (GO): cytoplasm
Molecular function (GO): alpha-1,4-glucan glucosyltransferase (UDP-glucose donor) activity
Source: RefSeq, a predicted model, not a curated record
UCGCACUUUUUUUUCUCUAAAACUUUUCUUUCUUUUCUUUUUCUUUCUUCUUCCUUUCUUCACUUCUUUAUUUUCUUCUUUUUCUUCUUUUUUAUAUUUUUUUUUUAUUCACCAUAUUUAGUCAUAUCAUCAUGGCUCGUCAUAGGGAUGUUUACAAUCCAAUGUUAUUUGAAUGUGCUUGGGAAGUAGCUAAUAAAGUGGGUGGUAUAUAUACUGUUAUCAAAACUAAAGUACCAGUGACAGUACAAGAAUUUGGGGAUCGUUAUUGUUUAAUGGGACCUUUAUCGCAUGCCAAGGCACCUAUGGAAGUCGAAUCUUUAGUAGAACCACCUAAUGAAGCGAUGCGUCAAGUUUUGGAAGAUAUGGGCAAACAUGGUAUCAAGUAUUUAUUUGGUCGUUGGUUAAUUGAAGGUGCUCCCUAUGUACUUUUAUUUGAUUUGGGGUCAAUAGCUCAUAAAAUGGAUGAAUGGAAAGGUGAUCUUUGGAACGUGGCUGGUAUUCCAAGUCCUCCCAAUGAUACUGAAACAAAUGACGCUAUCCUUUUGGGUUACUUGAUUACUUGGUUCUUAGGUGCUUUUGCUUCCAAGUACAACAAAUCAAACGAUCCUGCUAUUGUUGCACAUUUCCAUGAAUGGCAAGCUGGUGUGGCAAUUCCUUUAAUCAAAAAAAGACGUUUGGACGUUACGACUAUCUUUACAACACAUGCUACUUUGUUGGGUCGUUAUCUCUGUGCUGGUUCUGUGGAUUUUUACAAUAAUUUACAACAUUUUGAUGUCGAUGCUGAAGCUGGGAAACGUGGUAUCUAUCAUCGUUACUGUAUUGAACGUAGUGCUGCUCAUUGUGCAGAUGUGUUUACUACUGUUAGUCAUAUUACUGCAUAUGAAAGUGAACAUUUAUUGAAACGAAAACCAGAUGGCGUUUUACCUAAUGGUCUCAAUGUAGUCAAGUUCUCAGCCAUGCAUGAAUUUCAAAAUUUACAUGCUGUCAGCAAGGACAAAAUAAAUGACUUUGUACGAGGUCAUUUUUAUGGUCAUUACGACUUUGAUUUGGAUGAUACUAUAUAUCUAUUUACAGCUGGACGUUAUGAAUAUCGAAACAAAGGUGUUGAUAUGUUUGUAGAAUCUCUAGGACGUUUGAAUGAUCGUCUCAAGGCAGCUAAAUCGAAAACGACAGUGGUAGCGUUUAUCAUCAUGCCAACAGAAACUCAUUCUUUUAAUGUAGAAGCUCUCAAAGGUCAAGCUGUCACAAAGCAAUUACGUGCCACAGUGAAUGAAAUUCAAGAUCGGAUUGGAAAACGUAUUUAUGAAACUGCAUUAAGAGAAAAUGACUUGGAUCCUAUGAAGUAUUUAUCUGAUGAAGACAAGGUAUUACUCAAACGACGUGUAUUUGCUCUCAAACGUAGUACUCUUCCUCCUAUUGUGACUCAUAAUGUGGUAAAUGAUGCUGAAGAUCCAGUGUUGAAUCAAUUACGACGUUUGAAACUAUUCAACAAUUCUGAUGAUCGUGUCAAGGUUAUCUUCCAUCCUGAAUUUUUGAAUGCCAACAACCCUCUACUUGGAUUGGAUUAUGAAGAAUUUGUACGUGGCUGUCACCUUGGUGUAUUUCCAUCUUAUUAUGAACCUUGGGGAUAUACUCCUGCUGAAUGUACUGUUAUGGGUGUUCCUUCAAUUACGACCAAUUUAUCCGGAUUUGGGUGUUUUAUGGACGAGAACAUUGAAAAUUGUGAGGAUUAUGGUAUCUACAUCAUGGAUCGACGUAUGAAAUCAGUGGAGGAAUCUUUACAACAACUCAGUGAUCAAAUGUUCCGGUUUGCUCAGAAAACACGACGUCAACGGAUCAAUCAACGAAAUCGAACGGAACGACUAUCAGAUUUACUGGACUGGAAGAGAAUGGGACUGGAAUAUAUGAAAGCACGGCAAUUAGCACUGCGUAGGGCAUAUCCUGAUUCGUUUGAUGAAGAUGAUGAAGAUGAAUUUGAUAUUCUCCCUGUCAAGAUCCCUAAGCCUUUAUCUGCACCUGGUAGUCCUCGUAUUGCUGGUCAACAAUCCUAUUUUGAUGACGAUGAAGAAGACAAUGUAGCUCCAUUUAUUGCAUCCAAUAAGAACAAGAAGAAAAUCCCUGCCUUACGACGUACUUCAAAUGAUAAUGAUCCCAACAGCCAAUCUGCCUUUCAAGCUCAAUUAUUAAGUGAAGGUGACCUACAAACGUUGAACAAGUUGACUUUGGAAUCUAUCAAUGAAAAUAAGGAACAUCAUCAACAACAACAGCAACCCAAACCUUCUCAUCAACAUUAGUAGUAUUGGAUCAAAAACUCAUUCCCUUAUCUUUAGUGUUACAUACCUAUUUUUGUUUUAUUAUUAUUAUCAUCAUAUUUCUCGUUUCUUUUCCCGCC